ACUGCUCCUUCCUCUUCAUCCACCCCCAUUCUGCAGCUCCCCAUCUGAUGCGCCGAGCAAUACGUCGUCCACGCCCUCGACAUCGCCCUCGGCCCCUCGCCCGCCACCACGGUGUCGAGAAACUCCUCCACGGCGGCCCAUACAACCGCAGACGACCUGUGGCGGCCCAUAACGCUGGAUCAGAGCAUGGGGUUGGCUUCAACCUACUCUUCAAAGCAUGAAUUAGCUUGUUGGGCUUAUGUGGAAACUGAGUUGAAAUGGGCCUUGAUGAUUCAAGCCCAUUAAAAUUUCUAUGUAUUGAUCCACCACGAUGGGAUUAAAUAUUAAGGGAAGUAGAGGGUCUUUUUAGGCCGCAUCUUUUCGAGCAAUGAUAUUAGUUAAAAAAUGUUAAUCUAGUGGGUCCAAAUAGAAUAUUACUGGAUUUUAUUUCAUUCACUAAACUCACGCUGUAACUGCAAAUAAUUAUAAUAGUGUAAACACUCAGGACAUGCAUCUUAUCAAUUAUGCAAAAUAAAUUCCAAUAUAUCAAUUUAACUUGCCCAAUUCAAUUCUGGCCCAACUCUAAAUAUAUACUCCAUUUCAAUAUACAUUGCACUCCUAAUAGAGGCCCAAUUUCUCUCUCUACCUGAAUCAAACUUGACAAGCCCAACCCAAGAAUAGAGAAGGCCUCUCUCUCAUUCAAAUUUUCCAAGGUAGCUUGGUGCUGCGGAGGAGAUGAUUAUCAUUAUUAUUAUUAUAUUAUUAUUAUUAGUAUUAUUAUAAUUAUUAUUAUUAUUUUUUUAUUGAGGAGAUGAUGAGUUACAAGCUUGAACAAGAUCUUCUUAUAAAAACAGACAAGAUAGAGGAGUUGCAGGUAAUUAUACUAUCUUAAUUAUGAUGCUUAAUUCAACACAUAUAAACUGCCUUGUACAAUAAUGCAUUCAUAUCAUAGACUGUAUUAUCUCUAUUAAUAAAAUUAAUGAACUCUUAUCGGCUUAAGGCCCCUUAAUUUGAACAUUUCAUUAUGCCAGCUAAUGAUGAAUCAGCUUAUCAUUUUUUAAACCUUAUUAUUGAGUUUUCGUCGUCGGAGUGGUUGAGAAAUGGUCACAGAGUUGUUGCCCUCACAUAGAAUAAGUGUUUAAUGCAUACAGUAGAAUAAUGAGGGAGAAUUAUUGAAUGAAGAAGGAAGAAGACAAGAUAAUAUGCUGCCUUGUUGAUAAUAAAACAAUUCGUGUGAUAGAAAACAUAUUAGUAUUUCAAAUAUUGUUUAUGAAUAAAUUGUCUUGUUCAUGCAAGCUACCAUAUGUUCACGCGUAAAGAUGCCUCGAUGAGAUUGAAUUCUAUUUAAAAAUUGAAAAACAAAGACUUAGAAGUUAGAUCUACAGAUAAAUUUUGUCAACUCUUGUUCAAUUUGCACCAAUUAAUUCUCUCUCUCUCUCUCUCUCUCACGCACACAUAAUCUCACACACAUAGCAACUUUUGUAAAGCCUUGUUAAGUUUGCAGCAAUUCUCACUCUCUCUCACACACACAGAAAAUUUAGUAAACUUUUCUUCAGUUUGCACCAAUUAAUUCUCUCUCUCUCUCUCACACACACACACACAGCCAAUUUUGUGAACUCUUGUUCAGUUUGCAUCAAUUCUCUCUCUCACACACAUCCACAUAGCAAAUUUUGCAAACUCUUAUUAAGAAAGUGUUUGCAGAAACAGAUAUUCUUGGAAAAGCAGACAAGCUUAGUCUCUUGAGUUUUGUUUUUGACAGGGAACUGUGUUUUUGAAGUUAAAGCCGAGUGGGGAAGCACAAAGAAUGGAAGGAGGAGCUGCUGCUGCCGUUGAAGUUCUAGUUCAAAACCUCAUCGACCUCUCCAAGAAAGAGAUCUCUCAAAUCCGAGGUCUCGACAAAGAUGCAGCAAAGCUAGCUGGGAGUCUCGACGUGAUCAAAAAUUUCUUGAAGGAUGCCGAGACGCGUGAGAUCACCAGCGAUGCUGUCAAGAGCUGGCUGAAGAAGCUUGAAAACGAGGCGUUCGAUGCUGACAAUGUUUUGGAUGAACUCAACUAUCAUAUUCUCUCAAAAACAAUUAUGGCCUCCAAACCCAUGAAGGCGAAGGUACUAUCACGCUUCUCAUCACCCUUCAAUUCCAUUGCGCGUCCAAGAAAAAUGGCUGUUAAAAUCCAAGAAAUCAAUGAGAAUUUGGAGUCUAUUAAGAAAGAGGCCACCGAGCUUGGCCUCGUAGUGAAGCUUGAAAAUGAGUCCACCUUGGUUAAUACUGCUAUUUUUGAAACUGAUUCAUUCACUGUUGAUCCUAUUUUUAUUGGAAGAGAUGAUAUUGCAUCAGAAAUAGUUGGGAUGCUUACCAAUAGCAUCACAACUGAUGAUGGAUCAGUUUCAAUCCUUGCCAUUGUCGGGAUGGGAGGAUUGGGAAAGACAACAUUGACUAGGAAAGUCUUCAAUUGUCUAAAGAAUGAGACUCGGUUUGGAUUACAUAUUUGGGUGCAUGUUUCUCCAAAUUUUGAUCCAAUCAUUCUUUUCAAGAAAAUUCUCAAAGAGGUUUCCCAAAAAAACAAACAGUUGCCUUCUAAUCAAGUUGAAAGUUCUAGUAAACAGGAUAUUCUUUCAAAGCCUGAUCAAGUUGAAAUUGAGAGUAAGCAAGACAUUCUUUCAGAGCUUCAAAAGGCUUUGAAAGAUAAAACUUAUCUUCUUAUUCUUGAUGAUGUAUGGAAUCAAGAUGUUUCAAAAUGGGAAGGUUUUACGAAUUCCUUGUUGGGAGUUAGUGAUUGUGUCAAGGGAAAUGCCAUUGUUGUUACUACCAGAAAUAUGGAGGUGGCUUCAAUUGUGAAUACACUUCAUAUACAUGAGUUGAAAGGCUUAUCGGAGGAAGAGUGUUGGUCAAUAAUUAGAGUAAAAGCCUUUGGAAAAGAAGAUGUUCCUUCAGAAUUUGAGGCCAUUGGGAGAAAGAUCGCAAGAAGGUGUCAAGGUUUGCCAUUAGCUGCCAACAUAGUUGGGGGAGUGCUGCACAAUCACAAUAAGUCUGAGGAAAAAUGGCGUUCAAUCGAGGAGAAAUGGCUUUCGCCAAAUGAAGGUGGAGAUAAUAUGACAAAAAUAUUAAGAUUGAGCUUCGAUAAUUUGUCUCCGCCAUUAAUUAAGAAGUGCUUUGCGUACUGUGCGAUGUUGCCUAAAGGCUCCAAAAUCAUCAAACAAGAACUGAUUGAGUUGUGGAUGGCAGAAGGUUUUCUUCAAGCUGAUGGAAGGGAUGACAUGGAGUCCGUGGGCGAAAAAUUUGUCAACGUUCUUCUGCACAACUCUUUACUGCAAGUUUCAGAAAGAGAUUAUUACGGAAAUGUAGAAAGUUGUGGCAUGCACGAUCUUGUGCACGAUCUGGCUUGUUCUGUUUCAAGUUCCUCUAAUAGUACAGGUGGUAGCAGCCGAGUUCCAUACAUGAUUCUCGGAGACGAAUCAAAUCGUAUCCCAAAAGAAAUGGCAAAGUCUUUGCGUACAUUACUAAUAACAUCCAAAGCUGAUAUUUCUGAUAUCAACUUCUCAGACUUGGAAAGUUUACAUGUUUUACAUCUUCACUCUGAAGUUAAAAAGCUGCCAAGUUCGAUUCGGAAGUUGAUACAUUUGAGAGAUUUUGACAUUUCAAAGACAAGUAUUGAAGUUUUGCCGGAUUGGAUUGGUGAAUUCUUUCACUUGCAGACGUUGAGAGCAAACUCAGAAUAUUUGAGAAAACUGCCAAGUACGAUUAAGUACUUGAUUAACUUGAGGCAUCUUUAUAUUGACUGGAGGGUAGAGUUGCCUAUGGGAAUUGGGAGAUUAACUUGUCUCCAAACGCUAAAGCACUUUCCAGUGGGCGACGAGAAUGGCUGCAAAAUUGAAGAGCUCGGAAGUUUGAUUAAUCUUAAACGAGAGUUACAGAUUCGUCAUCUUCAGAGGGUUCAUGACAAGGAAGAGGCUGGGAAAGCCAAUUUAUUCAAAAAGUCAAAAAUAUUGAAGUUGUGUUUGGAUUGGGAUCUAUUUAGAGAAGGUGAAAGAAAUGAUGAGGAUGUAUUGGAAGGCCUCCAGCCUCACUCAGAUCUGAGGGUGUUAAAGAUUUAUGGAUUUAAUGGAAAAAGAUUUCCAUUAUGGACUGAGAAGAUGUCAGUUCGAGAUGCGCCUCAAGGCUCUUGGGUGCUACUUAACAACUUAAUGUCCUUAAAACUCGCUUGGUGCGAUGAAUGUGAAGAGAUCCCAAUGUUGGGACACUUGCCCAAUCUCAAGUCCCUUAAGUUGAGGGGAUUGGAGAAUGUGAAGUGUAUAAAUUCAUCAUUCUACGGAAUGGUGAACAAGGACACGCGUAUUGUUUUUCCAGCUCUCGAGAGGUUCGAAUUGUUUUUUAUGCAUAAGCUGGCAGAGUGGGCAGAAAUAGAAAUUUCGGAUGGAAGUGAAGUGAAGCUAUUUCCUCGCCUCCGAUAUUUGAAAAUCCAUGGUUGCGAGCAAUUGAAGAGUGUUCCAAGUCAUGUGUCGUCAUCAUGCCUUGAAUAUUUGUCAAUUAGUAGGAUCGGUGUGGAAUGUCUGCCAGCUGAUUGGUUAUUGAGUAACAGCGAGACUCUCUCUUAUUUGUGGAUAAGUUUCUGCCGGAAUUUGAGAGAAAUAUCAGAUAGGUGGGGAGAAGAAGAAUCAGAAGGAAGAAGCUUCACAAUCACAUCCCUCCCUAAAUUCCCUCGUCUUACACAUUUGGAAAUCACACGCGUUCCUAAGUUAAGUGUGGAGACUGUGGAUGCAAUGCGGCGCCUCCAAAUUCAUGGAUACAAACGCAGUAACGUUUGGGGAUUGAGAUUCAGCGACCCCACUUGA
Messenger RNA from Salvia miltiorrhiza (redroot sage), 4807 nucleotides. RefSeq names its product putative disease resistance protein RGA3. The coding region runs from base 1784 to 4807 and encodes 1007 amino acids. The record is from RefSeq and is a predicted model, not a curated record. Gene Ontology annotation, molecular function: ADP binding. Gene Ontology annotation, biological process: defense response to other organism. NCBI's taxonomy places the organism in Eukaryota, Viridiplantae, Streptophyta, Magnoliopsida, Lamiales, Lamiaceae. The transcript is spliced from 4 exons.